Molecule: messenger RNA, 2306 nt
Organism: Leucoraja erinaceus (little skate)
Lineage: Eukaryota; Metazoa; Chordata; Chondrichthyes; Rajiformes; Rajidae
Gene: plpp1a
Product: phospholipid phosphatase 1a
Exons: 6
Coding region: 459-1313 (284 amino acids)
Biological process (GO): signal transduction; phospholipid metabolic process; phospholipid dephosphorylation
Molecular function (GO): phosphatidate phosphatase activity
Source: RefSeq, a predicted model, not a curated record
GCGCACGGCCGCGGGGCCUCCAGAACGUUGCCCUGGUCUCCUGUGACUGAGGACGGGCACGCGAGUGAAUGUCACAAUCCUGGCUGGGCCGGGCCGCGCUCUCCUCCAGCGUCAGCCCCAAGCAGUGGAGGCGGCAAAAAGAGACCUCGCAGUUUGUCUUCACUCCCUCUCCCUCCUUCCCCCCCCCCCCCAGCGCCAGUUGAUGCGUGUAUGUUUAGAGAGUAAUUCCAUCAGCGAUGCAGGGUUUGUAGGUGCCUCCUCCAGCUGUAAAAUAGAGCCUACGUCAGCCAUUAGCCUUUCGGCUUCCCUCGCCCCCUCCCAGUCGCCCUUUUAAACCCGCGCACCCUCCUCUCCUUAGCGAACGCGACACUACCCCGCAGACCAAACCCGAGCAAAGUUGCAAAGGUUAUUUGCAGAGAGGAGCGGCAGUUAUCGCUUCAACACAUCAGGGGAGCAAAAUGUUUGACAGACACAGAGUCCCCUUUGUUUGUUUGGAUGUAAUAUGCGUCCUAUUGGCUGGUAUGCCACUGGGUGUUCUAAAUGUGGCCAAAAUAAAACCUUAUCAAAGAGGUUUUUACUGUGAUGAUGAAACCAUCAAGUAUCCAUUCAGGAACAGUACCAUCACUUCCACUGUCCUGUAUUCAGUGGGGUUUACACUGCCCAUAUCAGCUAUAAUCGUUGGGGAGUUAGCCUCAGUUCGUUGGAACCGUUUGCACUCAAAUUCCUUUAUUAGAAACUCCUAUGUAGCCACUGUGUAUAAGGCAAUUGGGACAUUUUUAUUUGGGGCUGCUGCAAGCCAGUCUCUGACCGACAUUGCCAAAUAUUCAAUUGGGCGUCUUCGACCUCACUUCAUCAAUGUUUGCCAGCCCGACUGGGCGAAAAUCAACUGUGCUGCAGGUUACAUAAAUGAAUUCACCUGCCUGGGUGACCAACGAAUGACCAAUGAAGCACGGCUCUCCUUUUUCUCCGGCCAUUCAUCCUUCUCCAUGUACUGCAUGAUGUUCGUUGCACUUUAUCUGCAAGCACGAAUGGUGGCCGAUUGGUCCAGGCUGCUGCGUCCAACCCUUCAGUUUGCCUUAAUUGCAUCUUCAGUGUACGUGGGACUUUCACGCGUGUCUGAUUACAAACAUCACUGGAGUGACGUGUUAACAGGACUUAUCGAAGGAGCGCUUGCAGCCAUAUUAGUUGUGGUGUUUGUGUCAGACUUCUUCAAAAUGAGACAACCCAGAAUAUCACCAAAAGAUGAGGAAAAUUCACACUCGGCUUUGCAUGAGACACAUGGAAACCAUUACGGCAGGACUAACCCACAAUAAAUGAUUGUUGCAAGUGUCAAUUAAUGUAAAAACCUAUGGUAUAUAUCCACAAUAAAUAUCUAAUAGCAAAUAGAUAACCACCUUUAUGAAAAAGCACCCACUGCUAAAUCCUUGGAGUCCAACUCACUUUGUAUUUGUACACCUAUAUUAGUGAUAACAGAUGUUUAUCAAUACACAUUAUUAUUUCUACUGUGCCUUCGCUUAUAAAGAGCUUUCAUCAUUAAAAGUAAAUUGUCAUACAUUGAUUCAAGGUGUAAAAUGUUUAUUAAAAUAACAGUAAAGCUUUCCAUGUACAGUUUGCGUAUUGAAGCUUGCUUGCUUUGUUGGUGCUUGAGGUCCAUACUAUACAUAAAUUCAAUGGGGAAUAAAAUGUCCUGCAAAAGUCUGACCAAUGCUCAGCUGUUGGCUGUUCAUUCAUCAAAGAAAAGUCUCUUCAUGUGGUCCUUUCAAAUCUUGUGAUUUAAUGUUCGACUCAGCCUGGAAGUAAAUGUUAUCUGCAGUGCUUUUUCAAAAUUAUAAGUAAAGACUUGCAGCAAAAACAAUAUCUCUUUUGAUCUUGGUAAUGCCUGAAAAUAAAGAUUUAAAAAAAAAAAUCACAAGAUUAUCAAUUAAAUGGCAUUCUGAUUUGAGAAUAAUUACUGUGUUCUUAAUUAUUGUCUGUUUUUAUAUAGUCCCCUCUAAAUUCUGUGCAGAUGAUGACAACCAACAGAUAUUGUAUCUGGGGCAAAAUGUGCAAGACAAAACAACAGAGAAAAAGCUCACUUUCCUCUUCGUUCUAAUGCUCUCAUGUGAGCGCUAAUGGACUGUGUUGUGACUCCAUUGAUAUUUUAAGCAAGAAGCCAUCAAAGUACGCAUCAAGGAUCAGGCCAUUUAAUUUUGACACCGAUUCCCACCAUAUUUCACUAAUAGGUUUAUUUUGUCUUAAGAUCAAGAAUGAUGUAACCAAAUGGGACUGUAAAUGCAAAAUAUUAAUAAACCAAUCCAAACUGUAAA